This is a messenger RNA of Cryptomeria japonica (Japanese cedar), 2621 nucleotides long. Its product is annotated as LRR receptor-like serine/threonine-protein kinase GSO2. The transcript has 4 exons. Gene Ontology annotation, biological process: protein phosphorylation. The record is from RefSeq and is a predicted model, not a curated record. The coding region runs from base 377 to 2443 and encodes 688 amino acids. Lineage: Eukaryota; Viridiplantae; Streptophyta; Pinopsida; Cupressales; Cupressaceae. Gene Ontology annotation, molecular function: protein binding; ATP binding; protein kinase activity. Gene Ontology annotation, cellular component: membrane.
AAUGAUGAGGCAAUGUAAAUGCAAUCUCCUCCUGUAAUGUCAGAGUGGGGGCAACACUCAAUACAAAGUUUGCAGUUGAAAACGUCAUAUCUGAGGGGAAUCUUCUCGCACAGAAAGUAAUUCACAAGAAAAGGCGAGCAUGGAGAAAAAAAUCCGAGAGAAUUAUUCAGAGCACUCGAGAAGUGGAAAUGGAAGGUUCUGAUGAUUUGUGGUGGUGAAGAAGACGCAUAUUUGGACUGUAGAGGGGAGGAUUCAUUUUGUUUGUCUCUUCUCUUAGAAGGAUGUGUGUAGAAACAAGGCUGCAAGAGCCAACAGCAGAUUACCUUGUUUUUGUUUAGCAGGAAAAUGUGUGAAAGCUGCUUCCUGUGAUUCUUCCAUGGAGGUUGCAAGGGUAAAGGGGAUUUUUUGGGGGGUUUUGUGCCUGGUAUUGGUGGGCAGAGUGGAAUGCAGGGUGGAAGUGGAAGCUUUGAUGGAAAUGAAGGCGGCUAUGGAUCCUACUGGGACUGUUCUUCGUACAUGGGUUGCGGAUGGAGACCCUUGCAGUGACACUGUUUUUGAAGGUGUCGCUUGUAAUGAAUGGGGCAAAGUUGCGAAUGUUUCUUUGCAGAGCAAAGGGCUCUCUGGUGUUUUGAGCCCGGCUGUUGCUAAGCUCAGGUGCCUCAAUGGUCUCUAUUUGCACUAUAAUAAGCUGAGAGGAGAGAUACCCAAGGGAAUUUCAAAUCUUACGGAGCUUGUUGAUCUUUAUAUCAAUGUCAAUAUGCUCAACGGCACCAUUCCUCCGGAGCUUGGUUCAAUGUCCAGCCUUCAAGCUUUACAGCUUUGCUGCAACCGGUUGAACGGUUCGAUACCCGAGGAGUUGGGAAACUUGAAGAAGCUUACCAUGCUUUCGAUGCAUAAUAAUCAAUUGACGGGAAGCAUUCCGUCUUCUUUGGGGAAGCUGAGUGCGCUCACUAGGUUGGAUAUCAGCUCAAAUUAUCUCAGUGGAGAGAUUCCUCAAGCUCUCGUAAAUCUGAAGCAGCUCACAGAUUUGGACUUGCAUAAUAAUAGUCUCUCCGGCUCUGUACCUCAGGAACUGAAGGAUCUGAAACUAUUCCAAUAUAACAACAACUUAGAGCUUUGUGGAUACAAUUUAUCGAGUCUUCCGCGGUGUAACGUGUCAAAUCCGUCAGAUGCUGCAAAGCCCAUGGGUACAGGGACAGUGAACGUUACUUCAGAUCCAGUCGCUGUGCCUAAAAUAACAGAGCCUCCAAACCUGGCCUCAAGCUGCCAAAAUUGCUCAUCAUCUUCUUCGCCGGGGACCAAAAUAGGCAUAGUCUCAGCAAUCGUAGCAGUGGUUUUCGUGGCAAUAGUAGCUGUUGCUUCCCUAGCUUUUGCGUUGUACAGAAGGCGGAAACAAAAGAUCAGCAGUGCAUUUGAGACUUCUGACGGCAGACAUAGUGCUGACCAGCUAUACCAUUACAAGGACGACUUCAGCAGAAAAUGCUCUUCUCCGUUGGUUCUUCUAGAGUAUUCCAGCGACUGGGAUCCGUUGGAAGAUGGAGGGACUGGAAUGGGAUGUUUCAGAUUCAACCUUGAUGAAAUCGAGCAGGCAACAAAUUAUUUUUCAGAUAAAAAUCUACUGGGAAGGAAUGGGUUUUCAAGCGUUUUCAAGGGAGUUUUAAGAGAUGGAAGCGCAGUUGUCGUAAAAUGUAUCAGCAAGGCCAGCUGCAAAACUCAUGAUAUUGAAUUCCAGGAAGGUCUGAAGACUUUUAUGCAGAUUCGACAUGAAAAUGUGGCAAAAUUACGGGGCUUUUGCUGCUCCAAAGCCAGAGCAGAGUGUUUUUUGGUCUAUGAGUAUCUUGAUAACAGAACUCUGCUCCAUAAUUUAGAUUCAGAGAGCUGUGGUGGACUGGCCUGGCCUACCAGAGUAAGGAUUGCAUGUGAUGUGGCCAAAGCAAUCGAGUACCUGCACGAAGGCCUUCCAGAGCCAAUCGUGCAUCAAAAUAUUUCAGCUGCAAAUAUUCUGCUUGAUCAGGAGAACAAACCUUAUCUUUCGGAUUGUGCCUUGCACAGAAUCUUGGCGGACGACAUAGUGUAUUCCCUCCUAAAAUCCUCAGCAGCCAUGGGAUAUCUGGCGCCAGAGUAUGCAACUGUAGGGCGCUUGACACUCAAAAGCGAUGUAUUUGCCUUCGGAAAAGUAAUCUUCCAGCUUCUCACUGGAAUAACCAAAAACAAUAAUUCGUCUUUGCCUCACAGUACUAUUAAAUCACUAGUGGAAUUCAGCAAAGUUGAAGACUUCAUUGAUCCAAGCCUCAAUGGUCAAUUUUCGGUUGUGCAAGCCAUGAAUCUAGCUAAAAUUGCACUGGCUUGCACUAACGAGGUUGCGGACCAAAGGCCGUCCAUGAGCACGGUGCUUCACAGGUUUGAAUCAGAAAUUAACCAAGAAAUGCUGGGUAUUUGUUAAAUAUUUAGAUUUAGGUAUUUCGUGCUGGAUUUGUUGUAAAAUAUUGAAUUUUACAGCCUUAACAGUUUUGUGUGUAAGACCAGGAAAGUUCGUUGACAAAGAACAGUAAAAUUCAACCUGUACAUUUCAAGUUAAAAAUCUUUUCUUCAAUUAAGUAGGCCUCAGCCUCUUAUCUUCA